Planococcus citri (citrus mealybug) is the source of this 1766-nucleotide messenger RNA. RefSeq names its product clumping factor B-like. NCBI's taxonomy places the organism in Eukaryota, Metazoa, Arthropoda, Insecta, Hemiptera, Pseudococcidae. The coding region runs from base 585 to 1424 and encodes 279 amino acids. The record is from RefSeq and is a predicted model, not a curated record. The transcript has 2 exons.
AUAAUCACUAUUUUACUCUAAAAGAGUCUGAAAAUGCUCAAAAAGAUCAAAAAAAUACCUCGCACAAUUUAUUUGAGGGAUUUUUGCAUAAUUUUUAAAAAUUUUCCGAUAAUCGAUUAUCGGCUUCAAAAUAUCGAUAUAUAUCGACGGCGGCAAAUAUCGAUAUAUAUCGAUAAAUAUCGAUAAUAUCCCACCACUAAAGUCUACAGACGUCUGAGACGUCUCGUCUACGUCCACACUUCCACAGUCUACACCCAUCGACACUCGAGGCACCCUGUGUUAUGGCAGCACUGAUGCGCGAUAGAUCACUACGCAACCUGAUGUCGAAUGUAAAUUGUGAUGUGAUUGAUAUAUCCUCUCUGAUUCUCUCCCACCCCACAAAACGUCUUGCUAGCUUCACUGCCUUCAGCAGUUCAGCUUCCUCUUCAGCAUUCGUCACCUUAGAGUGAGUUAGCUUAGCUUCGCUCUUCGUUACUUAAUUAAAUCGUCAAAUCGUGAGAUGAUCGUGAAUAUUUCAGAUUAAGAAUUCAUUUCUGUGUAUUAUUUUAGAAUUAAUUUAUUAUUCGUAAACUUUUGUACUCAUCAUGAGCAAGAGAAACACUAAAAACAGCGUCGUCAAGCAUGUGCGCGAUGAGUAUAAAUUUCAGCACACCCGUACGGAAACUCGUGUCUACACCGAUAACAACAACCGCCGUCAUACCUAUGAAAAAAAGCAAAUUAGAACGACCACUCGAGAAAGCUCAUUUAGCUCGCCUCGUUAUGCGAUUACAAACGGAAGUUGGAGUUCUGGCUCUCGUGCUGUGAGCAACUAUUCGGCCAAUUCGGGUCGUCGCGGUCGAGCGACGUAUACUCGAACCUCGAAAUAUACCUACAAAGGUCCGUAUAAUGAGCGAUAUACGCAUUCGAAUCGUAACUUCCAUUCGUCGAUUCAAAAAUCAUCGUACAAUCCGCCUCAGCAAGUGGCCAGAAGAGGACAUUACAACAAUAACGAUUACGAUUCCGAUACAAAUUCCUAUAAAUUCAAUUCCGAUACCAAUUCCCAUAAAUCCGAUUCCGAUACCAAUUCCCAUAAAUCCAAUUCGGAUACAAAUUCCAAUAAAUCCGAUUCGGAUACAAAUUCCAAUAAAUCCGAUUCGGAUACAAAUUCCAAUAAAUCCGAUUCGGAUACAAAUUCCAAUAAAUCCGAUUCGGAUACAAAUUCCAAUAAAUCCGAUUCGGAUACAAAUUCCAAUGAAUCCGAUUCGGAUACAAAUUCCAAUAAAUCUGAUUCGGAUACAAAUUCCAAUAAAUCCGAUUCGGAUACAAAUUCCUAUAAAUCUGAUUCGGAUACAAAUUCCUAUUCCGAUACCAAUAAUUGCUAUUCCGAUACCAAUUCCUAUUACGAUACCAAUUCCUAUUACGAUUCCUAUUCAGAUUCCGAUUAGUUGUUUCAAAAUCAACGUGGAUUGAUCAGCUGCUGAGUUGCAAACAAAGCUGAUCGUUUAUUGUUUUUUCAUUCAUUGUUUUAUUUUUAUGUUAUUCCUUUCUUUUUUCGACGACGAUUCCUUGUGAUGUCGGACUUUGAUAUCUAAUUAGUUUUAUGUUGAAUCAAUUUUUCUCCUCGAUUAAGUACCUCAAUUCACGUUUGUUCGUUUAAUUUAGUUUAAGUUAACGUUUAUACUCGAUAGAGAUAUUGUUUUUUUCGAUUUGAUAACUCUAAGUAUUCUACUUUUGUAUUCAUUUUUUAUAUGUGUUAAUAUAGUUAACUUUUCAGUUCAUGAAAUGAA